This is a messenger RNA of Hippoglossus stenolepis (Pacific halibut), 2142 nucleotides long. It is a transcript of the gene tdp1, whose product is annotated as tyrosyl-DNA phosphodiesterase 1. The record is from RefSeq and is a predicted model, not a curated record. Gene Ontology annotation, cellular component: nucleus. The coding region runs from base 116 to 1987 and encodes 623 amino acids. Lineage: Eukaryota; Metazoa; Chordata; Actinopteri; Pleuronectiformes; Pleuronectidae. Gene Ontology annotation, biological process: single strand break repair; double-strand break repair. The transcript has 16 exons. Gene Ontology annotation, molecular function: double-stranded DNA binding; 3'-tyrosyl-DNA phosphodiesterase activity; single-stranded DNA binding.
GCCAGUGUUUUGACCCGGACACAUAUUCCGUGUUCACCUCCUCCUGUGUGGUGUAUUGUACACAAACUGUGGUGUUGUAUGAAGUUUGCCCUGCGGUCUCUUAUCUAAACGUGGCAUGUCACAGGACAGUCAACACGGCAAGUGGACCAUCUCUAGCAGCGAUGAUGACAAUGAUGAGGCUCUUCCUCCCUCUGGGACUAGACAAUCUAAUCCCGACCAACCCGCUGCGUCCAAUCACAGCCCACGUCGGUCUGCCUCUCCCCCUGUCCCAAAACUAGAACCAGCAUCAGCCCCUCUGGAGGUGAAAGCUGAACCAGCCCAACCGUCUGUAUCCUCACUUGCCAUCGGCUCUGAGGCCAGACAAUUGGCUGCGAAGAACCUGUUGAAUCCAGUAAAAUAUGAAACUAGUCCUUCGUUGGCUGGAAAGCGAAAGAAAGAUGUGUCGGAUGGUUCUGGCUGGGCUCUCUCAGAUAGCGAUGAUGAUGGGGACGUGAAGGCGAACAGCGUUAGUAACCUACCAAAGAAGGUCCCUCCAACUCCUAAAGCUAAGAAAGCCAAGGUGGAGGACGAGCGGCCUCCCAGUCCCCACGGCCGCAUCUACUACAUCGACGAGCCAGAGGACUUCUUCGAAUCCAGUAUUCCCUGUCUGAAUGACACCUACAGGUUUUACCUCAACAAGGUCACGGGCCUGGACAGGAAGUACAACAAUGGAGCGCUGCACAUCAGAGACAUUCUCUCCCCUCUAUUUGGGACCUUAAAAGAAUCUGUUCAGUUUAACUACUGCUUUGAUAUUGCCUGGAUGGUAAACCAGUUCCCACCAGAGUUCAGGGAUCUUCCAGUCCUGAUCGUUCAUGGAGAUAAGAGAGAGGCCAAGGCCCGGCUGCUCAAGCAGGCUCAACCUUUUCCGCAUGUGCGAUUCUGCCAGGCCAAGCUGGACAUUGCUUUUGGAACUCACCACACCAAGAUGAUGCUGCUGUGGUAUGAGGAAGGCUUCCGAGUCGUCAUUCUGACCUCCAACCUCAUCAGAGCCGACUGGUACCAAAAAACACAAGGGAUGUGGAUGAGCCCUCUGUUUCCACGGUUACCAAAGGGCAGCAGUGCGAGCGCAGGUGAGUCGCCCACCUUCUUCAAGAGGGACCUGCUGGAAUACCUGGCGUCGUACCGCGUGCCAGAACUAGAGGAGUGGAUCCAACGAAUCAAAGAGCAUGACCUGUCUGAGACCAGGGUGUAUCUGGUUGGCUCAACCCCAGGCAGGUUUGUUGGUGCAGACAUGGAGCGCUGGGGCCACCUGAGGCUGCGGAAGCUGUUGCAUGACCACGCAGAACCAAUUCCCGGGGAGGAACGGUGGCCUGUGAUUGGCCAGUUCUCCAGCAUUGGCUCCAUGGGACUGGAUAAGACCAAAUGGUUGGCAGGGGAAUUUCAGCGCACCUUGACCACGCUUGGGAAAUCCUCUCUUCGUUCAGACCCCCCCGUGCACUUGCUGUAUCCAUCAGUGGACGAUGUGAGGACUAGUUUAGAAGGCUAUCCAGCGGGAGGCUCUCUUCCCUACAGCAUCCAAACAGCUCAGAAACAGCUCUGGCUCCACUCGUACUUUCACCGUUGGAAGGCAAACACAACAGGAAGAAGUCAUGCCAUGCCACACAUCAAGACGUACAUGAGGGCGUCACCAGAUUUCACUGAGCUCGCCUGGUUUAUCGUCACAAGUUCCAACCUGUCCAAAGCAGCGUGGGGUGCACUGGAGAAGAACAACACUCAGGUGAUGGUCCGGUCGUACGAGCUGGGAGUCCUCUAUGUGCCCUCCGCCUUUGGCAUGAAGACAUUCCCUGUUCUCAAGGAUCCGUUUCCUGUCUCCUCGUCGUCCUCUGGUUUCCCUGUGCCCUUUGACCUCCCCCCUGUAUGCUACUCUCCUAAAGAUCAGCCUUGGAUCUGGAACAUUCCGUACAACCAGGCUCCCGACACACAUGGCAACAUCUGGGUUCCCUCCUGAUCUCACACACACACACUUGUCUUACUUUAACACCACUGUUUUUGUAACUGUCAGUAUUGUGUCUAGAUGUUAGUUGUCAGUAACAUUUAUUUUUUUAUAUUUUAUACCGAACUGUAGACACAUGUUUACCAAUAAACAAAAUAAAUCCAACACUG